AUGCGUGCUCGAAUUAAUAAGUCCUUCAGGUCAGGUAAAGGGGCAAAACUUUUUAACGCAAUGCCAGUCGACUCCGAAAUCAAAAUUACAGAAGCAAGCACCUUCGGGUCCACGGAAAUCCCAGGUCCUUGGACAUCUGGUGCUGCCCAUGAAGCGGGUGAAGAGGAUACAUCCUUUGCUCGUAAACGGAUUCAUGGAGCAAUGCUGUUGUGUCGGGCAAAUUUCGCUAUGCUGGACCCCGGAUCGCGGCCUCUUUUCAACGAAUAUUUGGAAAUGAGUUCGUGCCGUUUGCAUGGAUACUCGCCUAUCCCUCUUAAAUCUAUCUUGUAUUGA
Protopolystoma xenopodis is the source of this 333-nucleotide messenger RNA. NCBI's taxonomy places the organism in Eukaryota, Metazoa, Platyhelminthes, Monogenea, Polystomatidea, Polystomatidae. The record is from the annotation of a GenBank genome assembly.